AUGGACGAGGAGCGGGCUCACACAUAUUCGGAUCUGAAGGACGCUUUGCUCACGAAAUUUGACAUAUCCCCAGAGACCUACAGACAGAAGUUCCGGACGGUGACGAUUCCUGCUGGAGAGAACCCUGCGGAGACGUACCACCGCCUCAAGGGGCUCUACCGCCGAUGGAUCCGCCCGGAGCAGCACACAAAGGAGCAGAUCGGAGAACAGAUCAUCCUGGAGCAGCUUCUGCGUGUUUUCCCUGCAGAUAUCCGCACCUGGGUGAAGGAGCACGAGCCGACAGAGGGCCUAGCGGCGGCUAAACUAGCGCAGCAGUACCUCAACGCUCGGAGAGGAGGCCCGGCGCCUUACCAAGGUGGUCCCGGACGUCAGACUCCAGCACAGACCAGCUCUGCCAGAGUCCACACACAGCAGUCUCCAGACUCCAACCAUGCAGCCAGCCAGCGCGGUCCCGGUAAGGACUUUUUCGCCACCAUCGCCGCUCCACUGACCGCGCUGACGAUGAAGGACCAGAGGAACCCGGUCGUCUGGAACGAGGACUGCGAGACAGCCUUCCAGGCCCUCAAGUCCUACCUCUGCUCAUCGCCGGUGCUGCGGAGCCCCGACUUCGAACAGCGGUUCCUGGUCCAGACUGACGCUUCUGCCGUGGGACUAGGAGCGGUCCUGGCUCAAGGGGACCCUGGAGAAGAACGUCCUGUACGGUACCUGAGCCGGAAGCUGCUGCCGCGAGAGACCAGGUACUCUACCGUGGAGAAGGAGGGCCUGGCCAUCAAGUGGGCUCUGGAGAGCCUGCGGUACUACCUGCUGGGAAGAGAGUUCGACCUCGAGACGGACCACCGGGCGUUGACUUGGAUGAAUUCCAUGAAGGACCAUAACAGUCGUCUCACCCGCUGGUACCUCUCCCUCCAGCUGUUCCAGUUCCAGAUCCGCCAUCGAGCUGGGAAGACCAAUGUCGUGGCAGACUACCUGUCCAGGUUGCCGCACAUCGUCAACCUCGAGGAGGAGGGGGAUAAUGUGACGGAGCGCCAGGGACUGCUCCGUCAUAAACUGGGUGCUGCUCUCUCCCUGCGCUGA
Messenger RNA from Knipowitschia caucasica, 1074 nucleotides. Lineage: Eukaryota; Metazoa; Chordata; Actinopteri; Gobiiformes; Gobiidae. The record is from the annotation of a GenBank genome assembly.